GCGGUUCUGGUUCUGGCUCUGCUGCUCAAGUUAUGGUGUACGAGCAGUUCCCAGCGGGCCUGAGGGUUCUCGUGGUCGACGACGACGUCACUUGCCUGAGGAUUAUCGAGCAGAUGCUCCACCGUUGCCGUUACAAUGGAAAGCUACAUGCAGAAAGUCUCAUGCAGCACUUACAUGUAUUAUGGUGAAGUUAGUAGAAGAAAUCAAGAAUUCUUGUCCUUGAUUAAAGUUUUUUUAUUAGUUGUCUGCUUUUGAUAAAUGGACGGGCUUUGUUUGCAUUUUGCAGGCUACAUGGAGCUGAUUUAAUUACUUCAUUGCAUGGCUGAUUUGACCUUUUCUGCUAUUUGGAAGCUAUUAAUUUGUGAAUUUUGAUUACUUUUCUUAUUAAAUACCUUUUGUGUUUGAUACCAAUCAUUUGGUGCUUUGUUUACCCAUGUUCAGAAUGGUAAGAGACUAUGUGGUUUUUUUGAUAGAACAGAGCUUGUAUGUGACAGUGUUGUCUUGAUGACCAAGCAAGUAUAAGGAUCCAGAUAUCAGAUAAAUCCUUCAGGAUGCAAUGUGUUGUGAUUUUGUUUAGUUUUUCAACUGUUUCUUUUCAUUGCUUGCAGUUACAACUUGUUCUGAGGCUGCUGUUGCUUUGAAUCACCUACGGGAGAGGAAAGGGUGUUUUGAUGUGGUACUGAGUGAUGUACAUAUGCCUGAUAUGGAUGGUUAUAAACUUCUAGAGCACGUUGGACUAGAAAUGGAUCUUCCUGUUAUUAUGAUGUCUGCUGAUGGGAGAACAAGUGCUGUAAUGAAAGGAAUUAGACAUGGGGCUUGUGAUUAUUUGAUUAAGCCUAUACGUGAGGAAGAGCUCAAAAAUAUAUGGCAGCAUGUUGUGCGAAAAAAGUGGAAUGAAAAUAAAGAACUUGAACAUUCCAGCAGCUUAGAAGAGAAUGACCGCCAUAAACGAGGAAAUGAUGAUGCUGAAUAUGCUUCCUCUGCUAAUGAAGGAGCAGAGGGAAUACUGAAAGCUCAGAAAAAAAGGGGCAAUGCUAAAGAUGAAGAUGAUGGGGAGUUGGAAAAUGACGAUCCAUCUACAUCAAAGAAACCACGUGUGGUAUGGUCUGUAGAACUCCAUCAGCAAUUCGUCAGUGCUGUGAACCAACUUGGGCUCGAUAAGGCUGUACCGAAGCGAAUUUUGGAAUUGAUGAAUGUACCUGGUUUAACUAGAGAAAAUGUUGCUAGCCAUUUACAGAAAUUUAGGCUAUACUUGAAGAGAUUAAGUGGAGUAGCUCAACAACAAAGUGGAGUUUCUAAUACCAUCUGUGGGCCUGUGGAGCCAAAUGUGAAAUUGGGUUCACUUGGACGAUUUGACAUCGAAGCUUUGGCUGCUUCUGGCCAAAUUCCCCCACAAACACUUGCAGCCCUGCAUGCUGAGCUUUUAGGUCGACCAACAGGUAACCUAAUUCCAGCAAUGGAUCAGCCUGCUCUUCUACAAGCUUUGUUACAAGGACCCAAGCAUUUACCUAUUGAACACGGUGUGGCAUUUGGUCAGCCUUUAAUAAAAUGCCAAUCUAACAUUUCAAAACACCUCCAGCAAUCGAAACUUUCUUCUGUUGAGGAUGUCUCCUCUGGAUUUGGAGCAUGGACAUCUAAUAAUCUUGGUACAGUGGGACCUAGUAACAAUCUUGUUGGGCUGAGUGCUCAGAAUAGCAACAUGUUGAUGGAUAUAUUGCAGCAGCAGCAACAAGAAUCACAGCAGCAGUCUAUGCUUCCUGAUCCAAGCUGUUUAAUCAACGUGCAGCCGUCUUGCUUAGUGGUCCCCUCUCAGUCAUCUGCCAAUUUGCAGGCAGGAAAUAAUACUGCUUCAGUCAGUCAGAAUUGCUACUUUAACCGGAGUUCUGUUAUUGACUACAGUCUUCUCUCUCCUCAGUCAAAUAAUUCCUCAUUGAAUAUUGGGGAAUUCCCUAAUGGAGGUCUGAACACUACAGGUGUGCUUAGUGGCUACACAGCCCCAGGUUCCAUUUCAUCUUCUGUGUCGUCUAGCUCUGUAAAUGCCGAUAACAGCAUGGGUCGGCAAGGUCAAAGCUCAAGCGUUACAUUCAGUGCUGCCAGACAGUUGCCAGGACUUGUUCCUAAUAUGCAUGAUAUUCAGGGUUCCUAUACCUCAAAAAAUGGUGAAAUGCUUGAUCAAGGACCUCUUAGGAAUCUUGGAUUUGCUGGUAAAGGGACUUGCAUUCCAAGUCGAUUUGCAGUAGAUGAAUUUGAAUCACCAAUGAACAACUUGGGCCAUGGAAAAUUAUAUGUAGAGAACAGCAGAGUGAAGCAGGAGCCAAAUGUCGAUUUUAUGGAUAACACAAAAGUGGGCAUCCCUAUAUUACACCAAUUUUCGUUCAAUGAUGUCGCGAGUGUUUUUACAGAAUAGGAUUGCAAUGCGUGGUGAGCUUGAGUCAACUCCCCCCCGGAAGUUCAUUUACGUCGUAUUGUCAGAUGAUCUAAAGCGAUUUCUGUUUUAGUCUGUAAUAUGUUUAGUAUAGAUCGGGUUGCUAGUGCCUGAACUAAACUAUGCACUGUGGAGCUUCAUAGAACGGAUUCUUUGUUGUGAACGAUUCUCUGAUGUGCUGGGGACAGGAGACAGGUUCGCAUGCCUUUAGGAAAGUAGGAUUACCUUUUUAGUUAGUCUCCUAGGAAUAAGUUGUGUCAUUGGUGUCCAACGUGGUGGCAAUCUUGCCAACAUAAUUGUGUAGUUGUUUGGGUUUAACGGUAAUGAAAUGCUCAUUUAUUUAUUA
This is a messenger RNA of Juglans microcarpa x Juglans regia, 2771 nucleotides long. Its product is annotated as two-component response regulator ORR21-like. The coding region runs from base 695 to 2407 and encodes 570 amino acids. Gene Ontology annotation, molecular function: DNA binding. Gene Ontology annotation, biological process: cytokinin-activated signaling pathway; phosphorelay signal transduction system. The transcript has 6 exons. The record is from RefSeq and is a predicted model, not a curated record. NCBI's taxonomy places the organism in Eukaryota, Viridiplantae, Streptophyta, Magnoliopsida, Fagales, Juglandaceae.